Messenger RNA from Colletotrichum scovillei, 1203 nucleotides. RefSeq names its product lactonohydrolase. NCBI's taxonomy places the organism in Eukaryota, Fungi, Ascomycota, Sordariomycetes, Glomerellales, Glomerellaceae. The transcript is spliced from 6 exons. The record is from RefSeq and is a predicted model, not a curated record. The coding region runs from base 1 to 1203 and encodes 400 amino acids.
AUGUCGCGCUCACUGGCGGUCGUCGCUGUUGGUUUCCUCAUGCCCCUAGGACUCAGCUGUGCAGCCGGAGUUCCCGCUGCAGCUCAAAUCAUUGACUGGAAGAGCUUCAACGUUCUUCCGACAGUGCUCCCUCCUGCAGAAGCCAACGACUCUACGCUUUUCCUAUGGCCCGGCGUGACGAAAGAGUCUCUUGAAGCCAAACCCUUCCAUAUUUACGACCCCGAGUUCUACGAUGUCAUUGGACAAAACCCCUCGCUGACGCUGAUUGCUACCUCUGACACGGAUCCCAUUUUCCAUGAGGCCGUUGUCUGGAAUCCUCCUACCGAGGAGGUCUUCUUCGUCCAGAACGCUGGCGCUCCUGCUGCAGGUACUGGGUUGAAUAAGUCAUCCAUCAUCCAGAAGAUCUCACUUGCGGAAGCCGAGGCCGUGCGAACAGGUUCCAGAGCUAAUGCUACCGUCACCGUUGUCCCUUCGCACCCGCAGGUCAUCAAUCCCAACGGUGGCACAAACUACAAGGGCAACAUCGUCUUCGCUGGUGAAGGACAAGGUGAUAAUAUCACUUCGGCACUGUAUCUGAUGAAUCCAGUGGCUCCUUUCAACACCACAGUCCUCCUGAACAACUACUUUGGUCGUCAGUUCAAUUCACUCAACGACGUUGUCAUCAACCCUCGUAACGGGGAGCUGUACUUCACCGACACCCUGUACGGCUUCCUCCAGGAUUUCCGCCCUCCGCCUGGCCUGCGUAAUCAGGUCUAUCGCUACAAUUUUGAGACCGGUUCUAUUGCUGUCGUUGCCGAUGACUUCACUUUGCCAAAUGGUCUCACCUUCUCACCUGAUGGCCUGAAAGCCUACGUCACUGACACAGGCAUUGCCCUCGGAUUUUACGGUCGCAAUCUCUCGUCUCCCGCCUCAGUCUACUCAUUUGACGUGAAUGAAGACGGCACCUGGGAAAAUCGCAAGACCUUUGCUUACACUGCCGCUUUCAUCCCCGAUGGUGUUCACACUGACUCUGUUGGCCGUGUCUACGCUGGUUGUGGCGAUGGUGUUCAUGUUUUCAAUCCUUCCGGUAAACUCAUUGGUAAGAUUUACACUGGCACAACAGCUGCCAAUUUCCAGUUCGCUGGAGAUGGCCGAAUGAUUAUCACUGGACAGACGAAGUUGUUUUAUGUCACACUUGCGGCGUCGGGUGUAGCCAUACAGUAG